AUGGAGUUAUCGGAGGCAAUAGAACGGCCGCGUGUAGAUAAUGUAUUCCUACGAAAAGGUCCUCGACAACCACAGCUAGGUUCGCUUGCUCUCAUUGGACAUCAUAUGAUUUUUUCAUCGUCUUCCAGUUCAUCAAACUCUCCGAAUGGAAAGGAACAUAGCAAUGAACUUUGGCUUCUUCAUCGUGCAGUGGACCGUGUCGUUGUGGAACAAAUCGUUAAAGAUAGCCUAAGUCGUAGUGGAAAGCUGAUUUUGAAGUGCAAGAACUUCAUGAUCUGUAUUUUUGAAAUCGAUGAUUUGGACGAUUGUCUGGCUGUUGCACGUUCUAUCGAAAAACUGUCUAAUUUAAAAGGAAUACAACACGACUAUCCAUUUUAUUACCGAUGUCCUUUCACUGUACUAGAUGAUGGAUGGACUGCUUUUGAUGCUGAACAAGAGUAUGCGAAGUUAAUGAUACGUUGCAAAGAUGGAUGGCGUGUAAGUGCUGUCAACAAGGGCUUUCGGGUGUGUAAUACGUAUCCUGAAAUGGUAAUUGUACCGAAGGGUAUUGGUGAUGAUUAUCUUAGAAUAUCAGCUACUUUUCGAGAUGGUGGACGUUUUCCCAUACUAAGCUUCUAUCAUGGAGAAACAAAAUCUUGCCUUAUCCGUUGCGGACAACCUCUAGUUGGCCCUACAAAUCGGCGGUGUAAAGAAGAUGAAACGAUUCUGAACUCUUUGUUGUCCUCGACAAGUAAGGGAGUUAUUGUGGACACACGCACGAAAGCUCUUGCACAAAGCGCUAAAAAUAAAGGUGGCGGAUGUGAAUCGCAGAUGUUUUAUUCGCAGUGGAAAUAUAUGUAUGGAGGCACUCCACGAAUCAAAGAAAUUCAUGAUGCAUUGGCCAAAUUAGUUGAAUUAUGUACAGAAACGAAUAUCAGUGUUGACCGUUGGAUAUCUCGUCUUGGUUCUUGCGGCUGGCUGCAGUUUGUUUCUGAUAUGCUAACUUGUGCAGCAACAGUGGCCCAGUGCGUACAUUGUGAAGGUAGUUCAGAAGUUCCAGUAGUGGUGCAUGGUGCUGAAGGAACCGAUUCAACUCUUUUGGUAACAUCAUUGGCACAGCUUUUACUAGAUUCUGAUUCUCGCACUAUUCGAGGUUUCGAAUCUUUGAUUGAGCGAGAAUGGAUUUGUGCUGGGCAUCCUUUCACCUAUCGGUGCGCCCAUUCAGCCUUUGCUACUGGUGGUAUCACAGGACCAUAUGAAUCUCCCAUGUUUCUUUGCUUCUUAGAUUGUGUUUGGCAGGUGUGCCAGCAGUUCCCGUGUUCAUUUGAAUUUACCGAGGAAUUCCUCAUACUUUUGUUCGAACAUGCUUAUGCUUCCGAAUUUGGAUCUUUCCUCGGGAACAGCGAAAAAGAAAAGGCACAAUUUGAAGUUAAGACGCGAACAGUGUCGCUUUGGUCGUACGUGAAUAACCCUGAAAUAUUGCGUGCCUAUGUGAACGCUUUGUAUGAACCCAAUCCAGCGGUGUUGUGGCCCUGCGUUGCUCCACAAAGCAUAAUAUUUUGGGAGCGUCUGUUUUUGCGAUGGAUUCGUGAUUGGAAGCAAAUGGAUGGCAUAAAGCAGACUGUGAUGCAAUGGAAAGUACGUGAAAAGGAAUUGCAAUCAAAAGUGCUGAUAAUGCGCAGACAACUUAUGGAGCUGUCGAAGGACAUACAACUCACUAGCGCAGUACACUGA
Messenger RNA from Cercopithifilaria johnstoni, 1713 nucleotides. NCBI's taxonomy places the organism in Eukaryota, Metazoa, Nematoda, Chromadorea, Rhabditida, Onchocercidae. The record is from the annotation of a GenBank genome assembly.